Molecule: messenger RNA, 552 nt
Organism: Physella acuta
Lineage: Eukaryota; Metazoa; Mollusca; Gastropoda; Physidae
Molecular function (GO): calcium ion binding
Source: RefSeq, a predicted model, not a curated record
GAGAGUUUCUAUAUAAGACGACGCCUGGUGUUCCAUGUAUCAGUCAAGUGUUGACCAAAGCUUCAAUAUGAAAUCACUCGCAAUCCUCGCUGUCGCUUUCUUCGGAUGCGUUAUAUCCCAGGGAGGGGGAGGCGCAAACUUCGACCAGAUCUUCAACAGAUACGCCGGAAGUGACAACCAGUUCUCUCAAGCCGAGUUCAGCAGGUUUUGGCUUCACUUUGACGAUGAUGCUGACGGUGAUGUGACCAAACAAGAAUUUGACCAGGGCUGGAGACAAGAAGGCUUCCCCAACCCACAGAACGCCCCACUUUUCUUCCUCGAGUUGGACAGAGUCGCCGAUGAGGUUCUCAACGCCCAAGACUUCCCACACAUCUUCCAUCUCUUCGAUGAGGAUGGCAACGGAUCCAUUUCUGAGAGAGAAUUCAGAUUUAACUGGAAUGCCUAUUUCGACUAAACCGGAUUGAUUUUUCUAAUAUGGAUAAUUGCAAUGAUCUUAUAAAUUUAAAAAAUGUUAUAUAAAAUAUAAUUUUCUGUAAUAAAAUUAUUUUUAAC